Panicum virgatum (switchgrass) is the source of this 2338-nucleotide messenger RNA. RefSeq lists its product as uncharacterized. Bases 1152 to 1955 code for a protein of 267 amino acids. The transcript has 3 exons. Lineage: Eukaryota; Viridiplantae; Streptophyta; Magnoliopsida; Poales; Poaceae. The record is from RefSeq and is a predicted model, not a curated record.
AGGCGAUAGCGGGUUGAGGCAGAAGGUGGGGAGAAGUCGAAUGGAUAAGGUGGGAGGGGGUGAGAUCCGGGUUGGGCUGGUUUGGUGGGCUCUCUAUUCAACUUUAGGCCCACUAGUCUCUAGUUUUUCUUUUCUUUUAGAGAUAUAAUUCAUGUGUAUUGCAAUGUAGAGCACCACCUAGCAAAUCGCCUUGAAAAGCCUAGGCUCACCUAAGCUAGCCUAGGCUCUAGGCGAUGGGUCACCGCCUAGCGCCUUUUUGAACAUUGAUCCAAUGUUACCCUAAUGGCAAUUGUGAAUUAUCCAGGGCCUUGGAUAAAUUCAGACUGAAGGUUCUUAGGGAAAUAGAUUUUUUUUGCCUAAAAAGAAUGAAGCUAUAGCUAUAAGAAAAAUAUAAUAUAAAGGUACUUUUCUAUAUUAAAACUGGUCGAACUUAAUAUAAUAUUUGUUUUCUCGAACAGAACUUAAUAUAAUAUAACUUAUAACAAAAGUAGAAAUACUUAUAUUUUGGGACAAAGGGAUGUCAGUUUUUGACUGUAUGAUCUGGGCGUCAAAACUGUAUUUUGUCAGAAUUAACGAACUAAUAGGAAAACCAGAAAAAUAAUGUUAGAAAAUAACCAGAAAGUACAAUCAUAGCCAAAGGUCUUUUCAAAAAAAUUGUCACACAAGUGACAAACUCUACAAUUUGCAUACCCUCUUUCCUCCCUUCUCGCAUCGGCGUGGGGCAAACACCCAGUCCGUUCAUAGAUUAGUUGGCUCUUUCUUUCGUUGGUUGGGUUAGGAGUCCACCCUAGCUUGCUUGGACUACUAAUAUUUGUUUUUCUGCAGAAUCUAUCUCCCCUAUCCCCCCAGUCCACCCCUAGGUUACUGCAGAUUUGCUUGCCAUGUGGCAGAGGAUGGAUGAGCUAACACUGGUGACUUGUUUUCUCUCUCUCAAAUUUUUGGGGUUCCACUGAAGCUUAACUCUGCUGCAGUUUUAGAGAAGGUACAAUUAUGGACAAGUUUGAGGAUCCAGAUGCUCACUUUAAGAGUUCAUGGACCUAUAUGAGAAUCUAGGAAAAGUUUGAGGACCCGAGAUUCACUUUACUUCGUAAUUAUUCUGUUAUCUGGUACUCCAGGCCACUUCCUCAUUAGGGUGCUACUAGAUUCUGUGCAUGGCCAUGACUUCUGAAGAUGGAGACAUCUUGGCUCUUCUUUCAGAACCAAGUCUAACGCAAGAGCAACUUGAGGCUGCUGAAUCUGAUGAUAUACUGCCUGCUAUUCUAGAAGCCACUAAAUCAAACACAAAAGCAGUUGAACCUUCACCUGAGGAGGCUGCCUGGGCAGAUUCAUGUUUCGUGCAGACUUCUGAAUUGUCAGAGGAUGACUGGGGAGCAAUGAGGAAUGCCUUGCUUGAUGCCCUUGAGAAGCCAAUGGAAAGUCCCUUUAAUACUUCUGAAGCUGUGGAUGACCAAGGCAUCCAUGCAAUCUCAGAGGCAAGAUCUCACUCUCUCAAUGCUGAAAAAGUUCCUCAGCAUGAUGAUGUGCCCAUGGAGCAGAUGGACAAUAUCGAUGAUGACAAGGAUUGUAAUCAAGCUUGUGAAGUUGCUGAUGUAAUCAGAGGUGUAGAUGAACAUGGAAAGCAAAUGGAUGGUUACGCAGUGAAACCUGAGGAUAACAAUGAGUUGGCUUCACCCGAAGGUCUUGAGCAGACAGAGUCGACAGAUUCUAUCUUCAAGGUUUGGGAUCUGGAGCUGUCUUUUUCCGAUGACGAUGAUGGUGAGCUUGAACUCAUCAAGGAUCUGAAGAAGCUCCUCAAGGAGAAUGGCAGCCCUCCAGAGUCUGUGUAUCCAACUUCUCCAGAUGACGUAGCUAAGCCCUUGGAUCAGAUAAGCAUCGAUGAACUUGUGGCGGGCUUGAGUGACUUGUCAAUACUACAAACCACAAGUAAGAUUACUCAGGUCCGUAGCGCACCUUGAUCCAUUCAACUGUGAUAUUGUGGUUUGCCCUCUACAGAGCGCUAAUUGCUUGUUUCACAGGGGGUUUGAGACCCAGGGCUUAGGCUAACUGUUGUGGUGUAUGAUCUCUUUGUUGAUUGCUGCUAGUACUUGAAAUCGGGAUUGAAUUAAUGUUUUUUUUUCAUUCUCUGUGUAGCCACAAACUCCCAAAGUAUUCCCUUAGUUUUUAAGUGUAUGACAUCAUGAACUAAUUAGGAUGUACUAAACGUCAUAUAUUUAAAAUGAGGGGGUACAAAGUUAGCUUUUGGGCAUGAGAUGGAUUGAGUUCAGCGAUUUGCUUGUAAGACGAUCUAAUUUGUAGGCUUGUACCUACCAAUUGGCAAUGCUGAGGACAUAUGGUCAUA